Dendrobium catenatum is the source of this 2024-nucleotide messenger RNA. RefSeq names its product probable bifunctional methylthioribulose-1-phosphate dehydratase/enolase-phosphatase E1 1. Gene Ontology annotation, molecular function: acireductone synthase activity; magnesium ion binding. Gene Ontology annotation, cellular component: cytoplasm. Lineage: Eukaryota; Viridiplantae; Streptophyta; Magnoliopsida; Asparagales; Orchidaceae. The transcript is spliced from 12 exons. The record is from RefSeq and is a predicted model, not a curated record. Bases 26 to 1582 code for a protein of 518 amino acids.
GUCACUGCCGAAGCGAUUGUCGACCAUGGCUGCGGCGGAAGCCUUCCCUGUGCUCUCAUCGCAAGCUUAUCUCGAUGGCAAAGCGGCGCGGGAAACAAGGGCACUGGUCGCCGAUCUGUGUCGACAGUUCUACACCCUCGGCUGGGUUUCCGGUACCGGCGGUAGCAUCACCAUCAAAGUCCACGACGACGCCAUUCCAAAGCCCCACCAGCUAAUCGUUAUGUCCCCUUCAGGUGUGCAGAAGGAGAGGAUGGCAGCGGAUGAUAUGUACGUGCUUUCUAGCGAGGGUGACGUUCUCUCGGCGCCUUCCACUAAGCCCUACCCCAAUAAAUCUCCUAAAUGCUCUGAUUGCGCCCCACUUUUCAUGAAGGCUUAUCAAAUGCGCAAUGCAGGGGCCGUCAUUCAUAGCCAUGGGAUGGAGUCAUGCCUUGUAACAAUGAUCAAUCCCUUAUCAAAGGAAUUUCGAAUCACUCACAUGGAGAUGAUAAAAGGAAUUCAAGGACAUGGUUAUUAUGACGAGCUUGUGAUUCCAAUAAUUGAGAACACUGCUCAUGAGCGUGAACUCACAAAUUCACUCACGGAAGCUAUUUCAGCAUACCCAAAGGCAACAGCAGUGCUUGUGCGAAAUCAUGGGAUAUAUGUCUGGGGAGAUUCUUGGAUAAGUGCCAAAACUCAGGCAGAAUGUUAUCAUUAUCUAUUUGAAGCUGCAAUCAAGCUCCAUCAGUUGGGCAUUGACUGGACAAGUCCAAGUCACGGUCCUAAUAAUCCAUAUAAAAAAUGUGGCUAUAUAACUUCAGAUACUUCUGUGGAAGCUGGACUUGCCAAUGGAACUCAGGCUCCUGACAAACAGAGGAAAUGCAUUCUACUUGACAUUGAGGGGACAACUACACCAGUAUCUUUCGUUACUGAAGUUCUUUUUCCUUAUGCCCGUAAUAAUGUGCGGAAACAUUUGAUGUCCACAUAUGAUAGUGAGGAAACUCAAGAUGACAUUAAGCUGUUGCGUGCUCAAAUUUUGGAUGAUUUGGAGAAGGAACCUUCAGGUUAUGUACCAAUUCCACCCGAUGAAGCUGGGAAAGAGCAAGUGAUUGAUUUCUUAGUAACUCAUGUUGAGGAGAUGAUAAAGGCUGACCGAAAACUUACAGCACUGAAACAGUUGCAGGGCCAUAUAUGGAGAGCUGGUUUUGAAAAUAAGGAACUACAAGGUGUGGUCUUUGAUGAUGUCCCUGAAGCUCUUAAGAGGUGGCACACGAAUGGCAUCAAGGUUUACAUAUAUUCUAGUGGGAGUAGAGAGGCUCAGAGGCUUGUCUUCGGACAUUCAGAACAUGGGGACUUGAGAAAGUAUUUAUGCGGAUUUUUUGACACGACAGUUGGAAACAAACGAGAAUCAAGGAGUUAUUUUGAGAUAUCACAGUCUGUUGGAGUAGAUGCACCAUCACAAAUCUUAUUUGUUACAGAUGUUUACCAAGAAGCUAUUGCUGCAAAGGCUGCAGGUCUCGAUGUCAUCAUUUCCAUUCGUCCUGGAAACGCACCACUCCCAGAUUAUCAUGGAUUUCAGACUAUUACAUCCUUCGCAGAAAUAUGAUCAAAUUGAAUUGGAGUAAUAUUUUCUGAAGACUAUUCGCGUUUUUUAGACAAUAUAUACGAAAAAUAUAUAUAUUAUGCGGAGGUGUGACAAUAAAUGGAUUAAUUAUUAGUGUGGACGUCGAACGUCGUUCGGAGAUCAAGUAGAAUGCGCCAUGCCACUCCUGUGCUCGAUACAGCUCGAUACCGCUCGGUAUCACGGCUCGUACUGCUCGGUACCGCUGAUGCUGUAUAUUCUGAUUGGUCUCCGGACAAAGUUCUGCAUCCGGUCUCUGAACAAUAUAAUAUAAUUUCUCCGAUAAAGGAGGCUUUCUGUAACUCAUCACUUGUUUUGUUGAUCUUGUGGUCAUCAAAGGACUUUCGUGUAGAGCAUAUUUCUUGCUCCUUGCAGAAUAUAAGCGGCAGUGAAAGUUAAAAUUUGAGAAAAGGAUUUCAAUGUUUCU